Spodoptera frugiperda (fall armyworm) is the source of this 1019-nucleotide messenger RNA. RefSeq lists its product as uncharacterized. The transcript has 3 exons. NCBI's taxonomy places the organism in Eukaryota, Metazoa, Arthropoda, Insecta, Lepidoptera, Noctuidae. Bases 147 to 983 code for a protein of 278 amino acids. The record is from RefSeq and is a predicted model, not a curated record.
UCCAACAAUUUGCCAACAGUUCCUAUUUCUCAAUCGAAACAAUAAAAAUGGAAAACCAAUAAAACCGAAUUGAAAAGUUGCGAAACGAAAAGAAUUUGAUUUGAAGCGAAUUUCAAUCAAUUCGUUAUUGCUCACAGAGUAGUACAAUGAAAAUGUUCUCACAUGCGUUGGGUGUGUUCGUGGGGUGGCUGGCAGUCGUCUCCGCGAGGGAAACGAUUCGACCGCUGCCCACUAUAACCAACUCCCUCGUGAAUCUCGGAAAAAUGGAUAUCUCAUUUUAUUUCAACGGUAACGAUCCGGCUCACCGUACACCAGACCACGGACCAGUGACCCCGGCGGCUCCUGUACCUUACUUCCCGAGAAAUGAACCCUUCAUCGAGGAACCCUGUCCCUGUUCCAACAUGCGAAACGCCAAAGAGUCUUUCUUAACUAAUCCCACUGGUCUUAUAAACAAAAUCAUCUCGAACAACGAUCUGUUCUCUUUCAACAAAGACCCAUUAUCUUCUACUUUAUGCUGCGAUUCUCACGAACAUAUAGCUCAAGAAGGAACAAUCAUCUUGGAGUUGCCUCCUAAGCCUGUGAAACCAGCUCCUAUAUCCAGAUCCUCAAAUCCUUUACCCAUGAUGCCUUUUCUCUUCGACAGUAUAAUCCCAAACAAAUCCAUGCUACCUCCUCUGAAAACUAAAGCAAUUGAAAUCUUCUUAUUCCCUAAGAAGAAGGAUUUGUCUAAUGUCAUAAAUACCUUCGAGAUGGCUAAGUUUCCUAAGAAGAAAGACAUAGUACCCAAGGAAGGAAUCACAAUAGUUGGUGAUAAGAAACUAGAGAAUAACAUUGACUUGUUCAAACCACCGCCACCAUCACCGGUCAAAAAAGACUUGAGCGCAAAGGAGAUGACCACCGCAAAGGUAGUAGAGGUGGAGAAGCCAGCAGAUGAUGUAGAGAAGAUAAUAAUAGAGCCUGCUAACAAGCCUAAUACUGUGUAAAUGAGAAUGUAGUAAAUAAAGAAGAACAGUGAUUUA